Leptinotarsa decemlineata (Colorado potato beetle) is the source of this 1634-nucleotide messenger RNA. RefSeq names its product Prolyl 3-hydroxylase sud1 (gene sud1). Gene Ontology annotation, molecular function: iron ion binding; L-ascorbic acid binding; peptidyl-proline dioxygenase activity. Gene Ontology annotation, cellular component: cytoplasm. The record is from RefSeq and is a predicted model, not a curated record. Gene Ontology annotation, biological process: regulation of translational termination; peptidyl-proline hydroxylation. Lineage: Eukaryota; Metazoa; Arthropoda; Insecta; Coleoptera; Chrysomelidae.
AAAAUAUAUAACAUAACCUACAAUGCCGUGUCACAAACUUUAUGAAUGCUUAAGCACAGAUAGUUACUUAUACUUUAAGAAGUAUUUUGGGAGACAUUUAAUCUCUAAUUUCGAAUAGUAUUUCAAACUUGAGUAACAAUGAAUUUCAAAGGAAAACGCGCUAUGAAUAAAAGCACCAAUAGAAUUCCCAGUGAAAGCGAAGAUGAGUCUGAUAAUUCGGGAAGUGAUUCGUCAAAGGAGGAAGAAAUUAGUUAUUAUGAGGAGUCCUCAGCUAGUGAGCCAGAAAUUGAAUGUUGCAAUUGGGAUGAUGACUGUAGAGUUGUUUCCACUCAUGAGUCAGUCACAAGUGGAUAUCAUUUAAUGCCAACAUGUCAUAGAGAUCCAGAUGGUCGACCUGUAAAAAAACAAAAAGUUACUCCAGAAAUAACCAAAACAUUAUUGGAUGAAUUAAAAAAAUGUUGGAGCUGUAACAAAAACCUACAGAAUAACCAUUUUGAAUUAAUAGUGGAACCUUUCAAAGUUUGUGUAAUAAACAAUUUGAUUGAAAAUAGUCAUCUUUUAGAUGACAUUAGAAAUGAAUUUUAUGAAUUAGACUGGAACACCAGAAAUAUGGACUUGUAUGAAUUUUUUCAGUCAAAAGAUCUAAAAUACUUGACUUCAGAACAUAUCAGAAAUAUGUUCGAUUUUUUAAAAGGAGACUUAAUGCAGUGGGUAAUGAACAUAACAGGAUUGAAUUUAACACAUGUAUCUGCUACUUGUAGUUUGUACAGUAACACUGAUUACCUACUGGUUCAUGAUGAUCAACGAGAAGACAGAAUGGUUGCAUUUAUUUUGUACCUAACUGGCAAGGAAGGGUGGAACGAAUCUAAAGGAGGAUCACUUCAGCUAUUAAACAAAGAUGAUAAAGGUCAACCACUGGAUGUUGUUAGAAAUAUUAUACCAUCAAACAACCAACUGGUCAUAUUUCCUGUAACAAGCGAUUCUUACCAUCAAGUAGCAGAAGUUACAUGUAUGGAUGACUGCAGGCUCAGCAUUAAUGGUUGGUUUCACACAAAGGUUUCACCAGUUUUCAAUAGUCCAUCCUACAACGUUCCAGAGAGUGGCCUUUAUAGCAACGAAAGUAUUAAAGCAAAGGAAGUAGAUAUAGACCUGGAGAGUUGGAUCAAUGAAGACUAUUUGAAUUUCAAGGCAAUAAAAUUGAUACAGGAACACAUAGAAGAGAACUCUGAGAUAUCAUUAAGAAUGUUUUUCAAGAAUGAAUCUUUUAACGAAAUUUUGCAGACAUUACGAAGUGAAGGUAAUAAACUAUUUUUUUUUGUUUCACGAUUCAUUUUAAUGUUUAAUUAUUUUCAGCUGCUUUCAGAUUAUAAUUGGCAACAGAAAAAUGAACUUGACCUCAUAAUGUAUUUCGGUUGCACGAAGAGUUCAGACGUCAUUGGAGCAAGAACACAAUAUGUUACAGUUGAGGAUGAAAUACAAAACGCUCUUAUUACAUUAGAACCGGAGCAAAAUAAUUUGAAUAUUGUAUAUAGGGAUUCAGCUAGAUUCACAAAAUAUUUUAGUAAGAGGAGUAAGUGUCAAAGAUUUUAUACUUUAAUUUGCUCAUAUUCUGAAUGAAAAUUAGUAUAAAUGAA